AUGACGACAGCGACUCUUCGGUCGGCUUCCGUAGCCGCUUCCCGGCCAUCGUUGAUGGAAUUGGCCCAAAAUGCCGGGCUUUUGCAACUGAGUCCAUCGGACCUGGUCUUCGAAGCCAAUCAACCUGGAUUUGCUUACUAUGACUUUGUUAUGUCAUUAUCUGCUCUGCCCGAUUAUAUGGGCGGUGGAUUCGAAGUUUAUUUGGCCAAGUUGGACCCACGCACCAACUUGGAAUGGUUUGAGACCUUGAAAAUCUCAAAAGCCCACUUAAAAGUAAGUUUUCCACCUUAUCUGCAUCAAAAACAUCAAAAACUUGUCCGCAAUUGGGAACCUUUGCCUGUUUUAAUAUUCCAAUUGACCUUUGCUACCUCCAAAGGCCUCUCCCAUUAUGUUUGAGCGCUCUGUGACCCGAUGAGAUCACUUUUAGCGGCCCGGGUCGCUCAAAAAUUCAUCAAACCGCAUUCCAGUGGGAGGCCUUUAUUAUUCAUGGGGCAGGAGGUCAAAAGCAAUCGGAUUUACCGUAUUUUCGGUUUGACAAGUUUCGGGGCUCGCUGAACGGUGUUCGUGGGUGCUAGGAACCGGUGUACUCAAUUACGGAAAUGGGUGAAAACAAAGUCAUGCGGGAGCGGGGAAAUUGCUGAAAUGAGGUUUUUGACCUCAAAAAGCUCAUUUUUUUGCGCGUAACGUACUGUAGAAUGGGUGAAACGGGAUAUUUAAAGGAUUAUUAUGUUGUAUGGGGAACAUAGAUUUACUGUUAAACUUUCAGGAACACAAUCUUCCCUCCACCGAGCUGGCCAUCAUCACUUUGGGCGUCCUCACCUGGCGUGAAGAGCUCCGACAAGCUCGCCUCCUAUGCCUUGUCAGUCAACUCCAUGGCCCUUCUGAUGAACAGACCCCAGCGCUAGAAGCCCUGAAACGCGCCUGUGGCAAAUUUAAAUGCACCCAUCAUGUCAUGGCGACCGGCGAACGCCGCUCCUCCAUGGGAUCACUGGAAACCGGAAAAGAACAGCAUUUCAAGGUCUCGGAGUCCAUGAAAUUGCGCGUUCUGAUGUGCCAAACACGAACCGAGCACUCCGAGUUGCCGGCACAGGCAAUUCGCGAGGGAAAAUACUUGCUGACAGCGGGCGGCAACCCCUUCUUGUGCUUGUGCUUCCCGCUCAGUUGA
This is a messenger RNA of Bursaphelenchus xylophilus (pine wood nematode), 1165 nucleotides long. The record is from the annotation of a GenBank genome assembly. Lineage: Eukaryota; Metazoa; Nematoda; Chromadorea; Rhabditida; Aphelenchoididae.